This is a messenger RNA of Ilex paraguariensis (yerba mate), 831 nucleotides long. The record is from the annotation of a GenBank genome assembly. Lineage: Eukaryota; Viridiplantae; Streptophyta; Magnoliopsida; Aquifoliales; Aquifoliaceae.
AUGGAGAAGAGUGGGAGGCAUUUUGUGCUGGUUCAUGGAGGUUGUCAUGGGGCAUGGUGUUGGUAUAGGGUGGCGACGCUGUUGAGAGCGGCGGGUCAUAGAGUCACCGCAGCUGCUUCUGGGAUUAACCCAAAGCAGCUGUAUGAGCUCCAUACCAUCUCAGACUACCUCGAGCCAUUGUUGUCAUUCAUGGCGGCGCUACCUUCGGAGGAAAGGGUUGUUUUGGUUGGGCACAGCGCAGGAGGGAUUGCCAUUUCAGUUGCCAUAGAAAGGUUCCCUCAAAAAGUUGCUGUUGCCGUUUUUGCCGCCGCUGUCAUGCCUGGUCCUGACCUCACUGUUCAAGCUAUCUUUGAUGAGACGGUUCAAGGAUUGGACUAUUACAUGGACAGUAAAUUGACAUUCGACCCAGAGCAGCGCAUAGCCUCUGUCUUAUUUGGCCCCAAGUUCUUAUCAACCAACUUGUAUCAACUCUCCCCACCCGAGGAUUUGACUCUUGGAAUGCUGUUGAUGAGACCACAUCCUUUCUUUUAUGAUGCAAAGUCAAUGAGGGACAUAACUUGUACCAAGGAAAAUUAUGGAUCAGUCCAUCGAAUUUUCAUCGUUAGUAGUCAAGACCAAGCAAUGACAAAGGACAUUCAAAUGUGGAUGAUCAAGAAUAAUCCGCCAGAUGAGGUGAAGACGAUCAAUACGGAUCACAUGGUCAUGUUCUCUGAGCCUUUUGACUUGUCCUCCAACCUGCAGGAAAUUGCUGACAAGUAUUAUUGAUUCUGGCACUUGUAGCUCUUAUAUAUUGCUCAACCUACUGUUUAGAAUAAACAAAUAAGAUUGUUG